Andrographis paniculata is the source of this 914-nucleotide messenger RNA. RefSeq lists its product as uncharacterized. The record is from RefSeq and is a predicted model, not a curated record. The transcript has 3 exons. The coding region runs from base 1 to 900 and encodes 299 amino acids. NCBI's taxonomy places the organism in Eukaryota, Viridiplantae, Streptophyta, Magnoliopsida, Lamiales, Acanthaceae.
AUGCACGCGGCAACAUCGGAGUCGGACAUCACGAGCGACGCCCCUUCCGCAUCGUCUCCAAAACCCUACUACGUCGAGAGCCCGUCGCUCCACUCGAAAUCCAACUCCAACGAUGAGACCGAAAAGUGUUCUUCCACCAAUAGCCGUAGUAGCCCUUCCGACUCGCCUUUCUACCCCUCGGGGGCCUCCUCGUCCUCUAGCCGUGUCUCGGGGAAUCGCCGGAGGUGGAACAAGCAUUAUUGCAAUGUGGUGGACGAGGAACGAGUCGGGGCUCCCGAUAAUGAUAAUGAUGACGACGAGGAGUGGUACGAUGAGAGAUUGUGUCAUCGGGCCGUGCUUCUUGUACUAUUUCUUGGAGUGGUUUUUUUCGCGGCGUAUCUCAUUGUUUGGGCUGUCGGAAGAUCGUACAAUAUUCGAGUUGACGUUGAGUGGUUAAAAGUUCACAAUUUGUAUGUCGGGGAAGGGUUGGACCGGACCGGUGUCCCGACCAAGUUGAUUACAAUUAAUUGUUCGGCUCACAUCGUCAUUUAUAAUUCGGCCACUUUUUUUGGCGUUCAACUCAGCUUCCCCGCAGCAAAUCUCCUCUUGUCUCAGCUUAGAAUUGCGACGGCCCAGGUAAAGAGAUAUUACCACCCGAAGAAAAGCUGGCGGGCGAUGCGGGUAGCGUUGGUGGGGCACAGUGUUCCGUUAUACGGGACAGGAGCGUUGAUGGAACCAUCGUACAACGGUCACAAUGGUAUUCCUUUAACGUUGGAACUAAGCAUGGAAUCGAGAGGAUAUCUUGUGGGGAAGUUGGUUAAGACAAAGCACACUAUACGCGUCUUGUGUCCGUUGUUCAUCCAUUUUGAACGACGUAUCGAUCAAUUUGUUUUCUUGCACAACUCUUGCAUGUAUAUAUGAUAAUUGUUUUUUUG